Molecule: messenger RNA, 1947 nt
Organism: Drosophila serrata
Lineage: Eukaryota; Metazoa; Arthropoda; Insecta; Diptera; Drosophilidae
Product: ribosomal RNA processing protein 1 homolog
Source: RefSeq, a predicted model, not a curated record
AUGUCGGAGAAAAAGAAAUCAUCCAAGCGCCGUGCCAAGGCAACCGAAAAGGAAGAACCCGAAGAACCCAAGGCAAUUGUAACAGAAGAGUCCAAGGAGCCGAAGCUCGACAAACUGGAGGCGAAGAUCAUUCGACAUCUGUCCAGUACGGAUGAGAGUAAGCGCAAUUUGCAGGUUUGCAAGUUGGCCAAGUGGUUCAAGAUGAGGACCAGCUUCGCCAAAGAGGACUUUGUUCCUAUUUGGAGGGCUUUGUGUACAACCGUUUCGAUGUGUGAAAAUCCAAUUGGCCAGCAAGAACUGGCCCAGCGUCUGGCCAAAAUGGUGGACAACUUUGGCGGUAAAACGUCCUACAGCCUGGCCUUUUUUAGUGCAUUCAUGAGCACUAUGGCUGAGGAUAUAUUUGGUCCUGAACAGUGGCUCAUGGAUAAGUUCCUUAUCCUCGUCCGUCAAAUGUUACAUCACAUCCUGCUGCUGCUCAAGCAGAAUAAUUGGUCAGUGAAGUUGAUUAAGACCUUUAACAAGGGCAUUCAAAAGUCUGUGUUUUCUAAACAGAUCAAGAGUCGUGGCCUCUCUUUGCACUAUUUGAAUAUAUUUUUCAUUGAACUGGGCAAGGUGGCCGAUGGCGAAAUUACUGCCGAACAGGUGAAUAUCUUUUUGCGUCCCUUCAUUAGCUAUCUGGUGAAGCAGAGCGAUCUCCAACUGAUGGCCCAGAGUCGCUCAAAAGUGCUUCAUUACUUGCUAUAUCAGAGCGAAUUGGGACGGGAAUAUAGCGUAAAGUAUAAUGCCUGGAAGAGUUUCAACUAUCCGAUGACUCCGCCGACCAUUUCUCGUGAUCCAAAGGCGGGUAUUGUGGACGUCCUGAUCCCUGUGUUGCCCAUUGAUCCGGAUUUUAUAAUUAAUGAGCUUAAGACUCUGAUUAAUACCAAUAACUUGACCAGAAGCCGGUACAGAAGUUUGGGCAAACUUAUGAACAUAUUUGAGACCUAUAAGGGCGGGAAAUUUCCCCUGGGUAUGCGUGAGAUGGAAAAGAUUGAAAUGUACACUCGCAUUAAAUCUUUAGAAAAGCAGUGUGCAGAAUUUGAGAAUAUGCUGCACGAGGUCUUUGACAGUAUCAAAGAACUUGAAAAUCUUCCCGAAUCGAAACGCAAGCAACUUUGGGACUGUCUAAAAUCGCAUCCCAAUAUUAUAUGUAGUAAAGAAUGGGAGCAUUUCAUGACCAAAAAUGCAUUGGUGAAGGAAAUUGUUACAGAACAAGAUUUAGCAACUAAAAACCAAGGCGAGAAUCUUGAUGCCCAGGAAGGACAAAAGGAGAAACCUAAGAAGAAAAAGAAUACCAUUAAACAUCCUGAAGUAGAACAGCCGCAGGAUGAGCAGGAAAACCCAAUGCCAUCCACUUCUAAAAUGGCAUUAAAACGCAAAUCUAAAACGGACGAAAUGUCAAAGAAAAAGUCGGCGAAGAAAACCUGCGAUUCCCCGCAGGAAGAGGUCAAGAUCAAGCAAAAGAGUACUGCUGCCAAGGAAGGGCCAGAAAAGCUUCUAAAACGGAAGAAGUCAAUGUCCUCCGAGGCCAUUACCAAAAAGGUCAAACGUAAUGUAGAGAAUGAUGAAGAACCAAAACCAAGCACCUCUAAAAAUGUCAUCAGCGCAGAACCAAAGGUAAAUAAGAAGAAGUCCGAAACCCGUAAGGAUGAGAAGUCCCAACCAAAAAUGGAAGAGUUGCAGCCAAAACAGAAGGAUUCGCUCACAUCUAUCCAUAAAACUGUUACAAAACCACAAAUACAAGCUUUCGUAGCCUCAAAAAUGAAGCAGUUUGUUCCCCAGAAGCAUGAUGACGAGAUGGUAUCUCAGCAAAAAUCUGUCCAGUAUGUCAAUCCAAAUCCCAAAAAGGUCAAAUGUAAUGUAGAGAAUGAAAUAAUGAAGAACCAAAACAGAAGGCGAUCCCUUUGA